CUAGUUUUCCGUUUUCCACUCCCCUCUAAGAACACCCCUAGACAGUCUUGAGAAAUUUCUCUUUGAUAGUAAGGUACUUUAUUGUUAUCCAGAAACGAUUUGAUACUGAGAUAAAAACGGCUGCAUUGAACCUUUAAAUCAACUUUGAAAUUCGCACGCUUUUAUACACGUGAGCCUCGGCGUGCUUGUGCAGAAGUAGGAAAGAUGGCUGCUUGUGCAAUACGACGAGGCUUCCUGACUGUUGUUAGUAAAUACAACAAGAAACAGACACAUAGAAUAUUGGGUGUUAUUGAAGGGAGUAGUGGACUUGAGGUGAAGAGGCCCCGGUUACCGUGUUUAGCAUGUGGAUUGCCCAACAUUCAGCAGACGAGGUUCAUGUCGUCACGGAACAGGCCGGAGGGGAAGGUUCUGGAGACGGUGGGAGUGUUUGAGGCGCUGAAGCAGCACGGCAAAUAUGAAACAGGCCAGCUCUUCCUUCAUAGUGUGUUUGGCUACAGAGGGAUCGUGUUGUUCCCCUGGCACGCCCGUAUCUAUGACCGGGAUAUCAUUCCUCCCAUCUCUGACGGCAAGCCAGAGCCUCCUGGUUCUCACGGGUCAAAAGAGGUGAAGGGGAGAACUCAUACCUACUACCAGGUCCUCAUCGACACGCGGGACUGCCCUCACAUAUCUCAGAGGUCUCAGACCGAAGCAGUGACGUUCCUGGCGAACCAUGACGACAGCAGAGCCCUCUAUGCCAUCCCAGGUCUGGACUAUGUGAGUCAUGAAGACAUCCUGCCCUACAACUCCACAGAGCAGGUCCCCAUCCAGCACGAGCUGUUUGAGCGCUUCCUCAUGUUCAGCCCUGACAAAACCACCCCAGCUCCCCCGUUCAGUGCGAGGGACACUCUGAAGGCAUGGCAGGAGAAGAAUCAUCCCUGGCUGGAGCUGUCCGACGUGCACAGAGAGACGACGGAGAACAUCCGGGUCACUGUCAUCCCCUUCUACAUGGGCAUGAGGGAUGCUCAAAAUUCUCAUGUGUAUUGGUGGCGGUACUGCAUCCGCCUGGAGAACAUGGGCAGUGAGGUGGUGCAACUGAGGGAGAGACACUGGAGGAUCUUCAGCCUGUCAGGCACGCUGGAGACGGUCCGGGGACGGGGGGUCGUAGGAACCAGUGUUGUCCAAAGAGCAGCCAGCCUUCCAGUACAGCAGCCAUGUUUCCCUUCAAGCACCCAGUGGACACAUGUGGGGAACCUUCCGCAUCGAGAGGACGGACGGCUCCCACUUUGAUGUGCGCAUUCCCCCGUUUUCCCUGGAGAGCAACAAGGAUGACAAGGCACCCCCGGCUGGCUACACCUUCUGAGGCAACGCAGCAGCAGGGGCAUGUCCCUCAGCGCAGUCGAACAGCCAAGCCAUCCUUAGGAACGGAUCAACCCUUCCUCUGCUACUUCUUCCUCAUUGAUAUUUUAAGAAACUGAUUUAUUUGAGCACAUUGAAAUGAGAUGUUCAAUGAAAAGGGACAAAAAUUGGCCUCCCAACAUUUGUAGCUAAUGAGAACUUUUGCUUUUUAGUGGGAAGGACAAGCGUUCGGUCACAGAGGUUGUUGCUUGAGAUCGUUCUGCAUAGGCAGAAUGGCACGGUGAGCACUGAUGGUAUUUGCAUUUAUUAUUAUGAGUGGGAAUGAAUUAUUCCAAUGGUUUCUCUCAGCCAUAAUCGCUUGACCCAGAGGUAGACGUCUAAAACCAGCCUCCCUUGGUGUAUUUUAUUGGUGUUUCUAAAUGGUUCAAAUCAGCAGACCUGGUGGGAAAUCAUCGAAAGGACUUUACUAAAGCCAAAUAGAACGUGUCCAAUAGGAGCCCUACUCUUUUAAGAGACCUCAGUCAAGUCUAGACCUCCGUGUUGCUCUGUAUAGUAUUAUGCAAAUGACUGUUGUGCCUGUUUGGCUUGUCUGUCUCUUUGAGCCUCCCUGAUGGGGCCUGUUUGGCUUGUCUGUCACUUUGAGCCUCCCUGAUGGGGCCUGUGGUGAAACAUGUAGAAAAGGGAAAGGGAACCUUGGUUAUGUCUCAAAUGGCACCCUAUUCCCUAUGAAGUGCACUAUAUAGGGAAUAGGUUGCUGUUUGGGAUGUUACCAUUGAACGGAACAAGAAAGUGGAAUACAGGGGGAGUCAGUGAGCUAAGGAUGUCGUAGUGACCCCCAUUGAUGUUACCAACCUGUAGGUUUUGUCUGAUAUGAGGGCCGGGUUCAGGAGAGUGAUCUGUUUCAGGUAUGAAUAUCAUGCAUAGAGCAGACAUGGUUCCUCAUUCGACAUGACGGCGAAUCAUGUCUGUUCCACACAAUGUAUUUAGAUCUGAACAUUUCAUGUUGUUAUUUGAGCGUGGUGUGUGUUGGUGAGGGAGGUGUCUGGGAGACGGACCGGGUGCUAUGCUGCUCGAGUCUGUCGUGUCCAACCCUUUGAGUCAGUUCUGUGGGUUGAAGUCUGUUUGAUUUUUGCCUUGUUUAGGGAAGAAACUUUUUUUGAUAAGUGAUUUGAAAUGACUGUGUAAUGGUUGAAUGAUGUUCCGUGACAAAGUUGUAAAGACAAAUAAAUGUACAUUUUAAAGA
Messenger RNA from Oncorhynchus mykiss (rainbow trout), 2578 nucleotides. RefSeq names its product polymerase delta-interacting protein 2. Lineage: Eukaryota; Metazoa; Chordata; Actinopteri; Salmoniformes; Salmonidae. Gene Ontology annotation, cellular component: nucleus; mitochondrial nucleoid. The record is from RefSeq and is a predicted model, not a curated record. Gene Ontology annotation, biological process: error-free translesion synthesis. Gene Ontology annotation, molecular function: DNA binding.